This is a messenger RNA of Pleuronectes platessa (European plaice), 3652 nucleotides long. Its product is annotated as interleukin-1 receptor type 1. Gene Ontology annotation, biological process: signal transduction. The transcript is spliced from 3 exons. NCBI's taxonomy places the organism in Eukaryota, Metazoa, Chordata, Actinopteri, Pleuronectiformes, Pleuronectidae. The record is from RefSeq and is a predicted model, not a curated record. The coding region runs from base 711 to 1454 and encodes 247 amino acids.
CAUUUUCAUGGACUUCGCUGAAAGGUUCUCAUAAAAUCAGUUUUUCAUGAAGAAGUACCUGUAAAAGUCACAUCUUACCAGUCAAAUUGGGCUACAUGUCGGAAAUAGGGUCACGUUCAUAAUCUGAGGUGAUUGAGGUCUGGUGCCCUACAUUUGAAAGCUCUUCUGAGCUGGGGGUGAAUCACUAUGUGCAGAAUGAGUUGUACAUAUUUCAGUUUGAAGUUUUAUGCAGGACAGGAGGAGGGGAAACCACACAGCUACUCAGAAUCUCAAUUCAACUUGACAAGCAGCCGUCUACAGCAGCUCUCAACCUGGUCAAUUCAAAUUAUCAUCAUCCUCUCCUAAAUUAGCUAUUUAAGGAAUUUCACUCUGUGAGGUCAUGCAAGGUAAGUUUAAAUUACUUCUUUGUGAUUAUUCUCUAUGUAAUAUUUUUUUUUCAAAGUGAAAUCAGUUUCAGAGGCAAAGACAUCUAACAACAUUUGUUUUUGAGUUGUGAUUUGAAUUGUGCAUUUUGUAUAAAAUCAAUCAUGAAUAAGACCCAAUCAUUUCUUGGCCAUAGCACCCAAAUCUGACAUGAUAGAAUUGCAUCAUUUAUAACUUGCUUAUAAGAAUAAAGCAGUGUGUGCAGCAGUGUGUGACUUCAGACCACAGAAUGAGUUGAGAUUUAUCCCCAGGCUUUUGAUAAGCUCUUCUUCUCUCCUGUGUCAGAUAUGGAUGGGAGGCUGUAUGACGCCUACGUGGCAUGCCUACAGCCCUGUGCCAUCGGAUUCAGCGAGGAGGUGGAGACGUUCACCCUCCAGACUCUGCCCAGAGUGUUGGAAAAGGCCUGUGGCUACAAACUCUUCAUAGCAGGCCGUGACUGUGUCCCCGGGGAGGCCAUAGUGGACUCAGUGGAGGAGAACAUACAAGCCAGCCGGCGCCUCCUCCUGCUCUACACUGCCUCCACUUUCAGCAGCAAAAAACACACAAGCAGCACAAGCAGCUUGAGCAGCAACAAUAACAACCUCUCUAAGAACAACAACAGCGAAGACAACGGUGAAAGCAAGAUGGGUGAGGGAGGCAGCGGCGAAAGAAGUGAAGAAGUCUUUCCAGACACGAGGCAGAAUCUGGAGGUUCUGCUAGCAAUGCACAAAACGCUACUGGAGGGAUCGCUCAAGGUGGUUCUGGUUGAGUUGGAAGAGAUCAACUCGGCUCAGCUGGCUCUCUUCCCGGAGUCGGUGCAACACCUGAGGAAGAAGCAGGGUGCAGUGUGUUGGUGGAAGGAGCAAAGGAAGAGGCAAAGAAGGAGGACAUGUAUGACAAGGAGAGAGGAUGAGGAGAAGGCCGAAGGUAACGCGCAGCUGUCACCGUCCCUCUCUCCUUCCUCCAGGUUUUGGAAGGAGAUCAGGUAUUAUAUGCCAGUGAGGGGCAAGAGGGCGGUCUACCCCGAGAGAACUGCCCUGUUGAACUUAUGAUGGGCUGACGAUAUGCUUCAGAAAUACUGUGUUGUCAGAGUAAGCUGUGAGGUGAACAGCGGGACUUUCCUUCAGCUCAUGGACCUUUUCAAUUUGCACAUUUUGGAUGGUAAAACUUGUGCAGAGGAUUCCAGUCUGGAUGAUCUUGCAUCACCUGAUCUGUUGAUAUUCCAUAGCAAGUGGAGACUGAAGAAUCACCUGGAUAAAGGAGGACGGAUCAGACAAAAUCAUCAUGUAUAAAAGUAAAAUGUACAUAUGUAAAAAAACUGACGUACGGAUCGGUAUCUGCUAUGUGUGCGCCAUUCACCGCUGCGGUGUGGCCAUUCUCCGUAGGGGCAUUAGCCUGCAGGAGAAUAUGCUAACUAGUGAACCUGUUAUGUGAGCCAUUCACCGCCGCGGUGUAGUCAUUCGCUGUAGCCAAAUUGUCUGCGGGGGAAUAUACUACCUGGUGAGGUUCCCUAUACGGGAAUAUAGUGAACUUGGCACAUGGCAACAUAUGCACCGGAAUUUCCCCUUUAAGCCCAGCAAACCACCUGAAAUGCAAUAAAAUAAUCAGUCUGCAAAGCACAUACAAAUUAUUCACUCACAUGUUUUGUUUGUAUCGCCAAUAUUCAAAACAUGAUUCGUUUCAUCGGGCUUAACAAAUGCGACAUCCUGUCCUUAACCCUCGACAAGAGUAAGGAAAAACUACCAAAAAAAACCCAUAAACAGGAGAAAAUGUAGAAACCUCAGAGAGAGCCACAUGUGAGGGAUCCCUCUCCCAGGAUGGACAGGAACAGAUGUAUGCCACGGCAAGGGUGCAAUGAAUCCCUUGGCAUUGUUCGCAUUGUAUCGUCACCAUUUGAGGGGAUGAAGGCACGCCGAAACAUGCCUGUGACUACCCCGGACGCAGAGACGUGAUGGAUCCCGAGAUCUGACAUGCAACAAAGGAUUUAUGCAGCGGAGAUUACAUAUUAAAACAUCAAGGCUGCAGAUGAUGUUUGAGAGUCAAUAUUCCUUCUUGUGGUGUCCAACAUAGCAUGAGUAGCAUUGAUGAUGGAGUGUUGCAGUCCUAGCGGUGCCACAUCUUAGUGAGUGCGGGGACAGCAUCCAGGUGUUAGGCCUCAGCUCUGGCAGGGAUGGCGAAGCUUUGAGGAGAUCUCGUCAUGCAUUUUCGACCAUUGAUUGGUUGAAGAGGGAUGCAAGCGUUUGAUCAUAGAGGAGAAAGAACAGAAAGCAGUAUUAUUCUGAACAAUGAUAAUUCAGAAGUCUCGACAAGAUCUAUCAGACUUGUUGUGAACAUGUGUUCUUCUAAGACUAGAGAGGAUAAGGUCAUGUAGAGGAUUAAAUAAGUGUCCUUGUCAGAUUUCCUAUUAGACUGCUUCCGUUAUCGUAUACUCUGACUCACCUUGACAACAAUUCAGUAAUAAGGAAAUAUAAAGCCAAGGUAAAUGUUAGGUAAGACUGUCAUCAUUGAGGAUUCAUAGCUUUUCUAUUGUAGCAGCAUUGACACAUGAUAAGGUUAUAAGUUCUUGAUCUAUUCACUGCUCUGUAGGAAUUGGAUGAAUACCAUGGGGUCAAGACGCUCGGGUAUGGUUGGACAGAUGGGAUUUCCCUCUGCUUAAACAGACCGCCUAAUGCGGUGGAUGAGUGCUGUGGCUUAUUGUGGCAAGUGAAGUAUGUCACCUGAUAUAUGUCACAUGAUUUAUGUCACCUGAUGUAUGGCACAUGACUGAAGCAGCGCAGCUCGAGUUGCCUGCCAGAGCUAGCUCGCUGGCUUCGCUCCAUUUCAGUCCGACAACUCACGUUUGAUUAUUUAUCUUAUUUAUUACGAUAUUUAUUAUUCACAGUAGAACAUGUUUGUGUUUGGCGUCUAGGCUCCAACUUAAUCCCUCCCCAUAUGCUAACACAGGAAUGAUGGGAGUGAUGAGCUAAUACUGUAACCCCCCAACACUGCACAGAUUUUGAGCCUGACGGAUGAAUCGGUAUCUGUUAUGUGUGCGCCAUUCAACGCCGCGGUGUGGCCAUUCUCCAUAGGCGCAUGCCUGCUGGAAAAUAUGCUACCUAGUGAGCCUGUUAUGUGUUCCAUGCCACUGCGGUGUGGCUAUUCUCCAUAGGCGCAUGCCUGCUGGAGAAUAUGCUACCCAGUGAGCCUGUUAUGUGUUCCACGCCACUGCGGUGUGGCUAUUCUCCAUAGGCGCAUGCCUGCUGGAAAAUAU